This is a messenger RNA of Anas platyrhynchos (mallard), 3857 nucleotides long. RefSeq names its product roundabout guidance receptor 4 (gene ROBO4). Gene Ontology annotation, molecular function: protein binding. The record is from RefSeq and is a predicted model, not a curated record. Lineage: Eukaryota; Metazoa; Chordata; Aves; Anseriformes; Anatidae. Gene Ontology annotation, biological process: cell-cell adhesion.
UAGCUGGGAGGGACCGGAUCUUGGGAGGAAACGCAGAGGCCAUGGCGAGCGGCUGGGCCACAGCACUCAGGCUGGGGCUCUGGGCCACUGCACUGUGCCUGGGGGGCUGCCACCCCCUCGGGGGGGACGCAGAGCCCCACACCAUGGUGGAGCGCCCAGCUGUGCUGCGGGACAAUUUCCGCCUGCAGCCUGGCGAUCUGGUGGCCACAGCGGGCCAGGUGCUGGAGCUGGACUGCGUGCCUCCCGCUGGGCACCCCGAGCCCCGUGUCUCCUGGAGGAAGGACGGCGUCACCCUGCGCCCAGCUGGGGGACGUCAUCAGGUCACCCGCGGGAAGCUGCGGGUGGCCCCAGCACGCAGGACCGACGCGGGGGUCUAUGUCUGCGUGGCGGCCAACGCGGCAGGUGAGCGGCACAGCCGGGGCGCCCACGUCACUGUCCUAGAGAAGCCAGCCAUUGUGCGGCAGCCAAGUGAUGCCGUGGUGGUGGCUGGUGGCACAGUGGAGCUGGGCUGCAGUGCGCAGGGUGAUCCCACGCCACGGGUGCAGUGGCACAAAGAGAAUGGAGACUUGCCCUGGGGGAGGCACGAGGUGGACCAAGAGCACACGCUGCGCCUCUACGCCGUGACAGCCGCCGAUGCUGGCACCUACAUCUGCACAGCCCAGAGCCAGCUGGGCAGCGCCGCUGCCACCGCUCGUGUCCAAGUGGAGGACCUUUUGCCUGCAGGCCGGCGGGAGGUCACGCUGCAGGACCUGCUGGCCAUGCGGCUGCAGCUGGAUAAUGGCACCGCGCUGCCCACCACCGCUGCCGCCUGGCUCCGCUGGCGGAUGGUGACGCCAGGGCCAGCGCCAGAGGGUUACGCGGUGCUGUACCGCUGCCUGCUCCCUGUCGGCACCGCCUGGUCCCAGCAGGAUGUGGGCAGGGAGCUCAGCACUGUCAUCCCUGCGCUCCAACGGGGCUACCAGUAUGAGUUCAAGGUCCGGCCCUAUGCCAAAGGGGCCUGGGGCUUGGACAGCAACAGCUGGCACCUCUGGAUCCCUGAGGAAGUGCCAAGCGCGGCGCCCCAGCAUGUCACCGUGGGCCAGGUUGAGCCAGGGAACAGCACCGUUGUCGUGAGAUGGGAACCACCUCCCCCUGAUGCUCACAAUGGCAUCAUUCGGGGCUACCAGGUCUGGUGUCUGGGCGAGGGCUGGUUGCACCCCACCAACAGGACAGUGGACAGAGGCACCCACCGCUUGGAGAUCCCCCUGCCUGUCUCCGGGGCCAGAUACUGCAUCCAGGUGGCCGCAUUCAACGGCGCAGGGCUGGGGGUCCCCAGCAAUGCCACCUGCAGUGUCCUGGAGGUGACGGCAGGGAGCACUGGGGUGGUGCGGGCUCUGCGGCAGCCUGCUGUCAUCGCAGCUGCUGGCUCGCUGCUAUGGUUGGCCCUGCUCGCCCUCCUCCUCCUCCUCUGCCAGCGCCAUGCCAGGCAGGAUGCCUUGGCACGCCACAGAGAGGGGGACAGCGAUGCGCCAUGGCUCAGCAGCCCCUGGAAACCCAGCUGCGUCCCCCAGAACCUCAGUGGCAGCAGCAGCCUCAGCAGCCGGCUCCUGGGCAGCGACAGCAGGGACCCCCAGCCCUCCCCCCUGUCCUCGGAGCCACCGAGCCUCAGUCCUGCGACAUCCCCCAGCUGCAGCGACCAUCGCAGGGGACACCGCAAACCCAGCACCCUGAGCCCAGCACCCUGGGAGCGCAUCCACAAGCGAGAGCUGGACCGAGUGCACAGCACCCCAGUGGUGGCAGCCGGACUCGGGACCAUUCCCAUCCCCGUGAGUGGUGGUGAGUGGGGGACACGUUUUGGCCUGGAGGCUGGGUUGCUUCAGCAGAAGGGACAGGACGGCGACGCUGCACUGGCAGGAGGGGACCUAUGGUGGCUGCCAGCUCUCAUCUCCCCAAAAGCACGGCGGGGCAGUGCCUCACUGGCAUCCAUUGGCACUGAGACACUGGUGGCACCCCGAGGGCAGCCCCGCGCCUGGCACCCUGCAGGGACUCGGUUCCUGGCCACUGGGUGCCCAAGGGACAUGUCCCCAGUUACUGGAAACCCAAGAGACCCGUCCCCAGUCACCAGGAGCCCCAGGAACGUGUCCCCAGUCCCCAGGAACCCCAGGGACAUGUCCCCAGUCCCGAGGAGGCCCAGGGACAUGUCCCCAGUCCCCAGGAACCCCAGGGACAUGUCCCCAGUCCUGAGGAGGCCCAGGGACAUGUCCCCAGUCACAAGGAGCCCCAAGGAUGUGUCCCUGGUCAUGAGGCACCCCAAGGAUGCAUCUCUGGUCACCAGGAACCCCCGGGACACGUCUCCAGUCACCAGGAGCCCCAUAGACACGCCCCCAGUAGCAGGGAGCUGCAGGGAUGUGUUCCUGGCCACCAGGCACGGCAAAGAUAUGUCACCAGCCAGGGGGUGCCCCGGGAAUAUGUCCCCUGUCAGCAGGUGCCCUGAGGACAUGUCCCCAGUCAUUAGGCACUCUAAGGAAAUGUCCCCAGUCACCAAGCGCCCCAGGGACAUGUCUCCAGCCACUGGGCACUCCCUGCUCACCACAUAUCAUGAGAACAAGUCCCCAGUUGCUGGGCACCCCAAGGACACAUCACCAGACACCAAACAUCCGAGGGACACGUUCCUGGUCACCAGACAUCCCAGGGAUGUGUUCCCAGACACCAGGUACCCUGAGGAUACAUCCGUGGUCACCAGGCACCCCAGGGAUUUGGCCACUGUCACUGGACACCCCAAGAACAUGCUCCUGGCCACCAGGCACCCUGAGGAUGCGUCCCCAGACCCUGCCCACCUUUCGCUGGCACUCAGCGAUGGGGUCCUCACGCCACAGCAGGUGGCCAAGGACCUAGAGCAGGCACGGGAGGCCGCCCACCCCAUGGACACCCCAGGGAUGGAGCAUCCCCCGAUGUCAGCGGCGUCCCCAACACAUCCCCGGUGUGUCCCUGUGCCCCGGCCCCUCUCCCCUCCGCACACCUACGGGUACAUCUGCGGACCUUCUGCUUCAGAGCUGGGCGAUGGGGAGGAGGAGGAAGAGGAGGAGGACGAGGAGGAAGAGAAGACAGACGUGUGGGACCAGGGGGGCUCCCCAGGGGGGUCUCUGCUGAAUGGCUGGGGCUCCGUCUCAGAGGGAAAUGUCCCCAGCACCCGCUGCAGCCUGGCGAGCUCUUCUGAUGGCUCCUUCCUCCUCGAUGCCAGCUUUGCCCGGGCUCUGGCUGUGGCUGUUGACAGCCUCUGCUUCAGCCUCGAGGAUGCCGAUGGAGCCCUUGUCCCCGUGAGUCGCCAGGCAUCGUUCCCUCUCUGUGGGGAGGUGGCCCUGGGGACAGGGACGGGCAGCCCCUGGGCCAGGGUGGCCAGCAAGCAGGGCGGGCUCCUUGCCAGGGACAGGAGAGACGGGAACACGGCAGCCCCCAGCAUAUAGAAGGUGGGAAGGCCAGAGCCUGCCUGGCUUGGCUAAAAUCCAGCUUUAUUCAUUGUUUCCCCCAAAAGGGGCUCUCCGCUAGAAAAAGCUACAUGCAAAGGAUGGGCAGCACUGGGGCAGCGGGUGCCCCUCCUGCUCUUCCUCCCUUCGUCCCUCCCAACAAGCCUUGGCCUCAGGGUCCUCGUCCUUCUGGGGCACCCUCAUCCCCUGCGACUGUCCUGGGCUGUCCCAAACCUCCUAAUCCCUCCUGAGCAUCCUUGUCCCUUCCGAGCAUCCUCAGGCAUCCUCAGCAUCCUUGUCCCCACCCAGAGCAUCCUCGUCCCUCCCUCAAGCUUCUGCCCACCCCACUGGCUCUGUGCACACCUAUUUAUGCAUCUCAGACCAAAAUUAAUCAGCAUCCCAUUUCUACCCCAA